AUGGAUAUUUCAACAAGGAAAAUCACCUUUACUUUCCGAUUCAAAAGUCCCGACAUAAGCUCAUUGAAGCUCCCCGGCUCAAAAGUAACAACCCUCAUGGACAACAAGUUUAGAGCCAGUUUUGGAAACAUCAUAGAUCUUCUGACCGAGAAAGUUGAUUAUGGUGUUAUCACUAUAAUGGACCAAUACUAUGACGUCCCCUUAAUAUGCUUCACUUUCCCCGACUUUCAAAUCUCUCCAACCUUGGAAGACCUCGAGAGACUCCUCAACCGAUCAAUCAAAGAAUACAAUCCGUUUCCCAAAUUGGUAGAAGGUUUCUGCUUGACCGAGCUCUCACUCGCCUUGGGUAUCAAUUCCAGCAAACUAGUGGCUAAUUGGGGCAUUAAAGGACCCAUCAAGGGUUUAACCCAAAAGUUCCUUGAAGCCUAUGCCUGGGAGAUGUUAAAGGAAGGAAUACCCAACUUUUUUAGUGCAACCUUGUCACUAUUUAUUCAUGGAAUUGUUCUCUUCCCAAACAUAGACAAGUUUGUGAAUCACUUGGCAGUUAAAGUCUUUCUAACAAAUAAUUCAGUGUCGUUUCUACUUGUUGACUUCUAUCAUACCUUUCAUACAAGGCAUGAGAAGAAGGGAUAUAGUUUUCUCUAUUGUGCUCCUCUUUUGCAUCUAUUAAUGAGGGACCGCAUCCCUCAACAUGGACCUUUUGCUCAAAGCACUUUGACAUGGCCUCAAAAGUUCGCAUCUCUCUCUGCCAAUUCAAUCCCGUGGUACAAGAGAGAAUGGGAUACAAAAGAAGUCAUUGCAAGAUGUGAAGGGUUCCCAAAUGUAGCCUUAAUUGGAACGCAGGGUUGCAUCAACUACAACCCUACUAUACUCAAAAUAGAAUUGGGGUAUGCCAUAUUGAGUCCUCCCGAGGAAAGAGACUUCAUUCCUUUCGUUGUAAAUACCGUGGAUCCACUCAAUUCAAAUAUGAAGAGAGUGCAAAAAGCAUGGAUAAACAUAGUCUGUAUUGACCAAGAAUGGGGUAAGAAGAACAUCCUAGCCAAGGAACCCUACUUUGUGUGGGUAAAAGAGAGGGCUAGGGUUGUUAAGAUAUCGUUUCUAUUUUACCCUUCUUCAUUCCCGUUGAUGCCCGAGCCUAGCCUAUCCUACAAGAGGACAUUGACAAGCUUACCUGCCAAAUCAAAGAGCUUAAGUUGGAGAAUAAUCAAUUACGAGUCCAACUCAAUCGUGCCAAGGAACGUAACCAUGUCUUGGAAGAUAAGGGUAAACAAGUUUAUGAAAAGUUCGAGGAUAACAAGAAGAAGCUCUGAAUAG
Molecule: messenger RNA, 1314 nt
Organism: Lathyrus oleraceus (garden pea)
Lineage: Eukaryota; Viridiplantae; Streptophyta; Magnoliopsida; Fabales; Fabaceae
Exons: 1
Coding region: 1-1314 (437 amino acids)
Source: RefSeq, a predicted model, not a curated record